Messenger RNA from Guyanagaster necrorhizus, 621 nucleotides. RefSeq lists its product as uncharacterized. The coding region runs from base 1 to 621 and encodes 206 amino acids. The record is from RefSeq and is a predicted model, not a curated record. NCBI's taxonomy places the organism in Eukaryota, Fungi, Basidiomycota, Agaricomycetes, Agaricales, Physalacriaceae. The transcript has 2 exons.
AUGCCAGUGGGCUUCGCCAAAGUCAAUGUCGCUGGCCUUGAAAUCCCACGAGAGCCCAACCUUACUUCGUUCCCGCAACCACUCGCGCAGACAUUAAGUAAACGACGAUUCCUCGUUCGACGAUGGCCACUAAUGGUGAACAUCCAGAUGUCCUCUGACACGACGGCCCGAACAGUACCAAUUAUAGUCGCUCAGUAUGCUCUCCGAAUCCAUCCACGAAGGACUGAGCACUGGAGCCUCGCGAUCUUGUACUCCUUGAAUGAAGUCGAAAUCCACGAGGUACAAGGAAUGCUGGAUACCUUCCACUAUGAAACGUUCCGGAAGAGCACUAGCUUCCUACGAUCUAUAACGCUUUGUGGAGGGUGUCAUGUCGGCAAUAUUCCAUGGGAUCUACUGGAUGCCGUACGGAAGGCGUUGAAAGAUGUUCCUGUCGUCCGGCAUGAUGAAUCAUGGGACUGCCAGACGUGGGUAGUGCAUGCAUUGCGCUCGUUGAGGGACUUUGGGAUAAUUUUUGCUCAUGUCAAUGAAGCCAGAAUCCGACAAGAGUUAGCGGAAGACAGGGAGAGGUGGGAGAAUGGGGAGGACGCGGUGUAUGAAAGACUGUACGUGGAGGCAAAUUAG